CAUCACAGAGAGGGAGAGAGGUGGUGGAAAGCGAGUGGUUGGUGCAGACGUAGAAGAGAGAGGAGAGGAGCAGUUUCCAUCCCGCUCUGGGCGCAACCUCAUCCAUCAAUCCAUGGGAGCAGAGACAUUACCCUUUCCUCUAUAGUGGAGAUCAGUCUGAGUCCAUCUCCUGUGCGUAAAACACCGAGGACAGCCUGGAGUCAAGAAGUGCGCCAGGACGGAUCCGGAGAACACGGGUCUAUACCGACCGCAGAGGAAGUUUCUGCUCUGCCUGAUUGUUAUCGCCAGAGUGAUUUAGUCAUUUGGUUUGCUUGACUUUUGAUCUCCGUGGUUGGAGAGGAGAUGGGUCACCGCCAGACCUGAGGACAUUUCUGGAUUGUGAGUGUACGGUUAGGCUACCGUGGACCGGAGAGAGAGAUGAAGUUCGGUAAGAAGAGCGUCUGUGUAUUGAACGUGGGGGGUACCCGGUACGCAUUUCCUGGCGAGGUGAUCCGUGAUUUCCCACUUCAGCGCGUGAGCCGCCUGCACGCCUGUGUCACGGAGAAGGAAGUCCUCGAGGUCUGCGACGACUACGACCAGGAUAGCAAUGAAUUCUUCUUCGACCGGCACGCGCAAGCCUUUGUCUUCAUUAUGCUCUACUUGCGCUCCGGAAAGCUCCGAUUCGUCCCGGGAGUGUGCGCGCUCUCCUUUUACAGCGAAAUGCUGUACUGGGGGCUUGGGAGCGCGCAUCUGGAGUUCUGUUGCCAGCGGAGACUAGACGACACCGGUUACUCCGAAGAGGACCUGAUUAUGCGCGCGGAGGACAACGAGUCCCGGAGCGAGGUGGAGGUGGAGAAAGGAUCAGGGUGGCUAGAGUGGAUGCGUCGGACCUUCGAGGAACCGGGGUCAUCGGUGGCGGCUCAACUCCUCGCUUUGCUGUCCGUCAUCUUCGUCAUCGUCUCCAUGGUGAUGCUGUGUAUGAGCACGCUGCCAGAUUGGAACACGGCAAAACACAACACGGUGGAAGAGCACAGGAUUGUGGAGGCGGUGUGUAUCGGUUGGUUCACAGCGGAGUGUGUGGUGCGUUUCCUCGUGGCUAAGGACAAGCUGGUCUUCCUGUGUCGGCCGCUGAACCUGAUUGACGUGGCGGCCAUCACACCUUACUACGUUUCCAUGGUGAUGCCAGGCGGAGCAGGGGGAUUGUCAGGCGUCGCCGGGGUAACCCUGAGGGUUCUGAGGAUGAUGCGUGUGUUCUGGCUGGUGAAGCUGGCCAGACACUUCCUGGGACUGCAGACUCUGGGGAUGACGCUACGCCGCUGUCGUCACGAGAUGGCCACCCUCGCCAUUUUCCUUACCGUUGCCACGGCAAUAUACAGCGCAUUGGCUCAGCUGCUGGAGCAUGGCCUCGACCCUGACCACCGUAACCUUGACGACCGCAGUAACAGAGGAGGAGACUAUGCCAGCAUCCCAGCUGCCGCAUGGUGGGCUGUCAUCUCCAUGACGACCGUUGGUUACGGUGACGUUUACCCGGUAACGGUUGGUGGGCGCAUGCUGGGCGGGCUGUGUGUGGUCAGUGGCAUCGUUCUUCUGGCAUUGCCAAUCACAUUUAUCUACCACAGCUUUGUUCAGUGUUACAACGAACUGAAGCUCCGCUCCGCUAGGUACACACACACACACACACACUGAAUAUACAGACAGACGGACGGACGGACGGACGGACGGACGGACGGACGCACGCACGCACGCACGCACGCACGCACGCACGCACGCACGCACACACACACACACACACACACACACACACACACACACACACACACACACACACACACACACACACACACACACACACACACACACACACACACCCUCUCAUAUUCUACAGCUUUGCCCAGCUGCCUAGUUGAACUGACCCCUUCGGUCCCUCCCCCUGAACAUGGAACUUUAAUGAACUAAUAGACUUUUGGACGUCCCUCGUGUCUCCACCAAUCCUGUGCCGCCAUCUGGAAGCAGGGUAGAUGACAGAAGACACACAAAGACCAUAAGUCCAUGUUUGCAUCAUAUCUCCAUGGAAACUACUUUCGCAGAGACAGCUUUUCCCAUUUGUGUAGGUUUCAGUCUGAAAUAAAAAAAGAGAGAGACAAAGAGAGGAUGAGAUGGCCUGACAGAGAUGAAAGAAACAGACAAAGACAGUCGGCAUGAGCUCAGCAUAAAAGAUCAACAGAGACUGUGUGUGUGUUUGUGUGCGUGUUUGUGUGUGUGAAUUUCUAUUGAUUUUCUCUUAGCAAACUACAAAGUGACAAAUUAUGUGUUUCUGGUCUCUAUGGGCAACAGGUUCCUCACCUAGUUCAGUUACUAUAUGACUGUCAAUCAUAGCUGUGACGCUACUGCUCACACGCACGCACACACACACACACACAUACAGGCACACACACACACACACACACACACACACACACACACACACACACACACACACACACACACACACACACACACACACACACACACACACACACACACACACACACACACACACACACACACACACACACACACACACACACACACACACACACACACACACAGCAGGCUGUUCAGACCAUAAACUGUAGCUACAGGAUUGUUAACGAGAUAUGUGAUGCUCCCUACCCGUUACAGAUUGGCUAAUGGAAAGCCUCACAAAUCAUUUUUCAAUUAACCUGUUCUUGGAGAUACUAUAAAGGAAGAUACUUUUUUUGUUCUCGAUUCAGUAAAAAAUGUAUCUUAGAAAUGUCCGUGCCCAGUUUCAAGUGGUUCUCCAAAAAACAGAGAAUAUUCAGAAAGAAAGUAAAUCCACUUUUUGUAUCGAGUGAGAAAUGCCUCUUGCAUCUUUGUUUUGAUCGCAAUGUGUGAUUUGCUGAUGUACUUUUGAAAAAAGUAUUUAUUUAUUUCACCAGGUAGGCCAGUUGAGAACAGGUUCUCAUUUACAACUACACAUGGCCGCGGCCGUGUCGCAUUAAAAACAACGAUUUAUUGCAAAGAUGUUGGGAAAUGCAAGAUGUCUGGCUGCUAAAAUGGUGAGGGAACUCCUCACUCGGUGCAAAACAUGAACUUAAUAUCUUGCUGAAUAUUCUCUGGUAAGAACAGGUUAGUUGAAAAAUUCCUUGCGAGGCUUUCCAUUAGCCAAUCUGUAACCGGUAUGGGGCAUCACAUAUCCCAUGAACAAUUGUGUAGCUACAUAAACCAUAGUUUCAGACUGGACACAGUUUUGCAGAUCAUUGGCUGCCUGUGCCUGUGCGUCGCUGUGAUUCUGAGAGGAGAAAUAUGUGAACCAAACACACACACACUCCCUCUCAUCUCCCUGUUCAUCCCUCUCUCGCUUCCUCUCAUCCGUCUCCAUGCCCCCCCCCACCCCUCAAUCCUUAUGUAGCUGCACUGUUAUUAGUGCUUUAUGAUUGCAAUUACAAAUGCUUAUAAGUUGAACACUCAUUAAAUCAUCCAACUUUAUUGGCAAGCUAUUUACAGUUGAAGAACAUUCUUUGCUUUUGAUAGGAAGCAUAUCUAGGUGCACUUAUUUAUAUCCCAAUGUUUAAUUGACAGUUAGCCUAAUA
Molecule: messenger RNA, 3572 nt
Organism: Oncorhynchus gorbuscha (pink salmon)
Lineage: Eukaryota; Metazoa; Chordata; Actinopteri; Salmoniformes; Salmonidae
Product: potassium voltage-gated channel subfamily G member 3-like
Exons: 4
Coding region: 418-1665 (415 amino acids)
Biological process (GO): potassium ion transmembrane transport; protein homooligomerization
Cellular component (GO): membrane; voltage-gated potassium channel complex
Molecular function (GO): delayed rectifier potassium channel activity
Source: RefSeq, a predicted model, not a curated record